Papaver somniferum (opium poppy) is the source of this 700-nucleotide messenger RNA. RefSeq names its product 60S ribosomal protein L30. Gene Ontology annotation, molecular function: structural constituent of ribosome; RNA binding. The coding region runs from base 122 to 460 and encodes 112 amino acids. Lineage: Eukaryota; Viridiplantae; Streptophyta; Magnoliopsida; Ranunculales; Papaveraceae. The record is from RefSeq and is a predicted model, not a curated record. The transcript is spliced from 5 exons. Gene Ontology annotation, cellular component: cytosolic large ribosomal subunit.
AAAGCCCAACCGUUAUAAACAAAUCUUAUCCUCAUUCUAGGGUUUCUUCUUCAAUCUCUUCUUUCUGCCUCCUCUCUGGUCUCCACUGCCGUCUUCGGAGAAAACUCAACAAUCUCUAAAAAUGGUGGCCGUUAAGAAAAUGAAGAAGACUCAUGAGAGUAUUAACAACAGACUUGCUCUUGUGAUGAAGAGUGGGAAAUACACUCUUGGUUACAAAACUGUUCUUAGAACUCUCAGAAGCUCCAAAUCAAAGCUUAUAAUCAUCUCAAACAAUUGUCCACCUUUGAGGAAAUCUGAGAUUGAGUACUAUGCUAUGCUUGCUAAAGUUGGAGUUCACCAUUUUAAUGGAAACAAUGUCGACUUGGGAACAGCUUGUGGACGAUACUACCGUGUUUCAUGCCUUAGUAUCAUUGAUCCAGGUGAUUCUGAUAUCAUCAAAACCCUUCCUGGUGACCAGUGAGUGAAGAAAGCUAGCUGAUCCAAUCAUUAGAUCCAGAAUUUUCUUUGUUUGGGUCGACUCUUUUUCUAUCUAGUUUGAGUUGAGUUAUCGUGAAAUUGAAUCAGGCUAUUUCAAAUUUGUAAGUCCGAAAGAACACAUUAAUACUGAAUGUUUUUUGGUAGCUGAAUCUGAAAGUAUGUUGAGACACUAUUGUUGCGUACUGCCCUUGCUCUAAAAAUGUGAUUGUCAUUUUUCUAGUCA